Condylostylus longicornis is the source of this 1263-nucleotide messenger RNA. RefSeq names its product protein lin-7 homolog C (gene veli). The record is from RefSeq and is a predicted model, not a curated record. Gene Ontology annotation, molecular function: protein binding. Gene Ontology annotation, cellular component: cell-cell junction; synapse; basolateral plasma membrane. Gene Ontology annotation, biological process: neurotransmitter secretion; maintenance of epithelial cell apical/basal polarity; protein localization to basolateral plasma membrane. The transcript has a single exon. Lineage: Eukaryota; Metazoa; Arthropoda; Insecta; Diptera; Dolichopodidae. Bases 156 to 746 code for a protein of 196 amino acids.
AGUGCCAAGUGCCAAAUUGCAAGGAUUUUCAUGUAGAUACCUACUUUUCUAUUCUAAUGUACGUAACUCUUUAAAUAUUAAAUUAAGAAUAUAAAUAAAUCCACAUUGUUAAAAAUACCAACAUUUUUUAUAUCGCAAGAGAAUAUUUGGAAAUAAUGUCUACAAUGUGCGAACCAUUAACUUUGGCUAGGGAUGUAAAAAGAUCAAUAGAAUUAUUAGAGAAAUUACAGGCUAGUGGUGAUAUACCAUCUACAAAAUUGGCUGCACUUCAAAAAGUAUUGCAAAGCGAUUUUCUAAAUGCUGUAAGAGAAGUUUAUGAGCAUGUUUAUGAAACCGUGGAUAUUCAAGGUUCACAGGAUGUAAGAGCAUCAGCUACAGCGAAAGCAACUGUUGCCGCAUUUGCUGCAAGCGAAGGUCAUGCCCAUCCUAGAGUUGUUGAAUUACCUAAAACCGAGGAAGGACUUGGUUUUAACGUAAUGGGAGGUAAAGAACAAAAUUCGCCCAUUUAUAUAUCACGUAUUAUACCUGGAGGUGUAGCUGAUCGACAUGGUGGUUUAAAAAGAGGAGAUCAACUUUUGUCUGUAAAUGGUGUUUCAGUGGAAGGAGAAAACCACGAAAAAGCCGUUGAAUUGUUAAAACAAGCUGUAGGCUCAGUAAAAUUGGUUGUUAGAUAUACACCAAAAGUUUUGGAGGAAAUGGAAUUACGCUUUGACAAGCAAAGAACCGCUCGCCGACGUCAGUAUUAAAUUUUUCAUAACUCGUAUCGCUUAACACAUUUAUCAUCAUUGGCGUAAGAAUCUUGAAUUCUAAAGUGUUCAUUUAAUGUUUUAAAUAUUUUUUAUAUUAUCUUCUAUUCUAAGAAAAUUGAAUGUUAUUGUCUUUUUUCAAUAUUUGUGUAAGAAAAAUUUAAUAAACUUUUCUUACCGGAUAUAUAAAUAAAAAAGUAGCAAGAAGGUGAAAAAAUAACUCUACAUAAUCUUGCUUUUUUGUUUUGUUUUGAAUUUGCUUAUGUAUUUAUCAACAUAUAUUUUUUAAUGUUAAUUAUUAGAAUCACCAAAUCAUUGAAUGAUCAAAAUUAUAAUUUUAAUUUGAUUAUGUAUUAUUAAAUGUUUGUUUAUCAAAACUAUGCUAAAUUCUUUUAUAAAUUUAUUUUUUGUAAAAAAUUUUAACAUUUCUCUUCCUUAGAUUUUUGAACAUUUAGUGGAUGUUAAAAUCUUUCAAAGUAUAUCAUGACAAACAGCAUUAACAGAAAUCUAAAUUUUG